Messenger RNA from Cinara cedri, 4622 nucleotides. NCBI's taxonomy places the organism in Eukaryota, Metazoa, Arthropoda, Insecta, Hemiptera, Aphididae. The record is from the annotation of a GenBank genome assembly.
UAUUAUUAUAAUAUUUAUAUGUAAUUAAUUUUAUCAUUUGUCAAUCAUCGUACGUUGAUACUUGAUACUCGAUAUUCGUUCGUGCGGUUUGUUAAUUGUUUAUUUUUGUGAUUUAUGAUGCGAAAUGUUAAUUGCGACUUAAGUCUCAACUGAUACUUUUAAACUUGAUAAAUUUUUUGUUAAUUCGUUGUGAUUUAACUACUUACGUCUUGGUCACUGUCAACGAAACGAUGGGUCGCAGUAUAGUAUGGAAACAUUUUACGAAAAAUAAUGGUACAGCCACUUGUCAAUUAUGCCAGAAAACAUUAAAAAUAAGUGGUAAGUAAUUUUCUUGUUUACUAAUAUUUUAUAAUAUAACGAUAAUCAAGGAAAAAUGUAUAAUAAAAAAAUAUUAUUUAUUUUUUUACAAUUGUUUGAUUCCCAUACAAUUAAUUUAAAAUAUUUUUUUACAAUAUACAUUUAUUUUAUAUUUUUUAACAGCUUUAUAAUACCAAGUACCAACUCAUAUUAAAUAAGUAUAUCAUAUAACAAAUUAUGUAUUGUAAUUGUUAUAACUAACUUAAUAGUAAUGGGUAACUGUAAUUUUAUUUUCAGGCAACACAAGUACUUUAAGUGGACAUCUCACUAGUAAACACAGUAGUGUUAUGGUUUCAAAAGCCAAGUUAACAGCUACACUGAGGCAAGAGUUGGAAACUUCAGAUGUUGAUGAUCCAUCUCUAAUAUUGCCCAUAUUAUCGAAAGCUUCAACUUCAAAUAUGUAUGUCAUUUGCAGCUUCUACAUCUCAUAGUUCUAAUAUACCAUCUAUAUACUAAUUUGAUACGUGCCAUCCAUUGUGCCAGAAGGACAGCGGCCGAUAAUUUAAGUCGGUGUACAGUAAUUUCUUUCAUGGGAGCCAUUUUGGUUUUGGAACCAAGUAGAGAGGUGACGAAAGGACCAUUUGGAAGGCUCAAUUGGAGAUAGACAACGGCUGCGUACCCUCGCUCCGAUACAUUGUAAAAGCCACAUAGUUGAACGCGAGAACGGGCAUUCGUGGCCAAAAACCGCGGAAUCUUGACGCUGGUCAAUGUAUGGAGACCUUGAACCCAUGUUUUCCAAUCCUCGACUAGCUCGAGUGGAAGUGACUCAUCCCACACUAAAUUUGCCUUUCAAAUUCUCUAUAAUAUAUGCUUGGCAUAAAAGAUUACCGGAGCGAUGAAACCAAUCGGGUUAAAUAUUCUCGCGACUGUCGAGAGGACUGCGCGUUUACUGAUUUUAUCACACGAGAAGAAGACCUCAAAACCAAAGGUGUCGUCACAAGAGUUCCAGUUUAAACCAAGAAAUUUGACUAACCUCAUCUCGGUGUCGUCGAAAUCCACAACAUUUUGAGCUCGAUCUUCUGGCGGAAUGGAAGCCAGAAUCUGUGGAGCAUUGCUGGACCAUUUUUUAAAUUUAAACUUGGCGGCGCCUAGAACGGUUUCUACACCUGAUUUUAGAUUUAAUAAUUGUUCUAUGUUGUCAGCUCUUACACAAAUAUCAUCAACGUAAGUUUGAUGUGUGAACGCAUGUUUGACACCUGAUGAUCCUUCACAACAAUUGUCGGCAGUAUUUUUUAACACUCGUAGCACAAGGUAAGAAGCACAGGUUAAGGCAUAUGUAACUGUGUUCAGUUUGUACUCCUUAAGUUCGUCCAACGGUGAAGCACGCGUAUUUGCCGAUAUAUUUUACAGACAUCGGCUGUGAAAGUAAAACGAUGUACUCGGAAUCGGAACAGGACAUCAACUAUUUCUUGCUAAGGUUUCGGUCCGGUAUAGAGACAUUCAUUUAAAGACCGAUUGGAUGACGUAGUGGCGGAAGCGUCGAAUACUACCCGAAUUUUACUGGUUGUCGCAUUACAUUUGAAAACGGGAUGGUGAGAUAUGAAAUAAAUGCCAGGACUGGGAGCGAUAGACAUAUGCCUCAGUGAUUCAUUAUCGCUCAUAAAGACUAAAUAAACCUUCUUCAGAGCUAGGUCCGCCUGGAGUUUUCUUUCCAAACUCUGGAAACGACGCAUAGCCACCUGUCGGGCUCCAGGAAAUCGUUCUUGCUCGUAAGCGUCAAUAAACGGCAAAGGGUCUGCGAAUCGGCCACAUUCUUCCCGCACGCGUUCGGCUACAUAAAUUGUUUCACAUUUGCCCUCCUCAGUGAAAGUUACUGGAGCGGGAUCAGGCUCUUCGAGCCGCCAAAACUGUUCAACCAUACUCUCAAGCGACACUGUGAGGGCCACUACGUUUGAAUGGAUUUUAUCGGGGUCGUGGUCCGGAACAGGUCCGAUCAAAAUCCAUCCGAAAAGAGAGCCGAAUGGAGCUGUAGGUAGUGAAGAAUCCACGAUUACCUGCUUUCGAUCUAAAAUCUGUUAAUACAUAUCAGCCCCUAGCAACAGCUCAAUCGGCGCCGGAUGAUCGAAGCUAGGAUCUGCCAAAGCCAGAUGAAAAAUUUACUUUUGCCACUAGCAGGCAAAUGACGGGAUGGCAUGUUUACUGGUUAUCGUAGGAAGGACCCAUGGUGUCACUUAGAUUUUGCUAUCGUCAUUAUAUCGUGUACGGUACAUCUCACCAUGCCAUUUACUUUGGGAACCUGCAUACCAGACAGACUCGUAAGAGGAGUUGUCCACUUCGAGCGUCUCAGACCUAAGCGGUCAGCAUACGCUGACGAUAUAACGCUGAUCUGGGAAGCCGAAUCGAUUAGAGCGCGGACUGGUUGAGCAUAACCACCGCAAUUGCGAAUAUGGACAAUUUCGGUUCCGAGUAAUACUGUAGGCCGCUCCAGUGAACCAACUAAAAACGCGUCAGGUGUGGGAGACGUCUUUCGUGAUGCUUCAGAAUUCCCGAUGCAAAAGGAUAUGAUGAUGACCUUUACACGGUUUGGCGGUACAACGAUUCGACCAAUGAGUGGAGUUCAAACACCGUAAACAUAUCUUGCGGUCCUUAGCAGCUUGACAUCUGUUGUCUAAGGACAUUGCGGCGAACUCAGUACAACUAGCAGUAGGAUGAUCUCCGGAGCAAACAAAACAUUUUGACGCGGGCGUUACUGGAGCUUUUGAGGACAACAAGGCAACUUUAGAUUUUUUCUGCUCGGACCGUUGGACAGGAUUCUUUUUAUCCCGAUUUAGGUUAAACCCUCGUGUGUUGUUAGAUAAGGUGACGGUUAAGGUGACCUUAACCAAAACGACCUAACAACAUCAAUGGACAACAACGGAAACUAAAACGUGACUUUGGCACCGAACACAAUAAUGUACACAAGCGACAGACCACGACUGUACGGCGAAGGUCGCACACACACACACUGGUUGAAUGGGUGAGCGGUACCGGUUCACGCGACGACAAUGCUCCCGGAAAAACAGUGAUGCGAGACGACCUGUCCGAUAACGCUGGUGGAUACCGGUGAUAACGAUGCGCGAACACACAAGUUAUCCUCAAAUUAAAAAGAAAUUAAAAAAAUUGCAAAAACAGUGACGUAGUAAAAAGAUUCAAAACUAGGAAGGAUCCAUAAGUAAUAUUUUGCGGAGUAUCAGUAUGAUUAUCAAAUUCCAAAAAGGAAUACAAAUAUUUUUCAUCGUUCCUAUCAACACUAAAAAAGUAACACUACCUAGGCUAAUAUUGUUUUUACAAAACCAACAUAUAACCAACAAAUAAUUUCAAUGACUUGUUUGUCUUGUUUAUGUGGUUUUGAAUCUCAUUUAAUGACUGGUUCAAUUAAAUUUUAUUUUUGAAUAAUGUCACAUAAUUCUAACCACCCUUAUUCUCAAAAAAUAUCAUUAUUUAAUUCAAUAUUUUUUAACUUAUUCCAUUAAAUAAUCAUAAUUAUCAACACGAACUCAAUAUGAUCAAUAAUAAGAAAUAGAAAUAAUUUCAAUUUAAAUACCUACUAUUAAAUAAAAUUCAUAAACGUAUUAAAGAAAAAAUAAUACUCAACUCACCAAAUAAUGUUAACUAUUGUAGUAUGAAAUAUCAAAAUAAUAUUACUAACAAAUUCUCUAAAAUCCUGAACAAUAAUACAAAUUAUGUAAAAAUUACUUUUAAGACUAAUAAUAAUUUAAUCAAACAUAUAAUCAAUAGAACUAAAAACUUAAGAAAAAAUCACCCAUCUUUUGAAAAUGCUGAUUAUAUUAUAUUAACUUAAAUGUAACUAAAUUGUAUAUAGGUAAGACGAAUAGAAAUUCUAAAAUAAGGUAUAAAGAUCACAUUUCUGAAAUAAAAUUUAAAAAGAUUGCCCCUAAUUCAAAUUGCACAAAACAUGUUUUAGAAAAUAACCAUAAUAUAAGCUUUGAUAUUAAUACAGAGUUAGGGAUAUUAAAUACCCAAAAGAACAUUUACAUUAAUUUAAUUUUGGAAGAAUUACAUAUACACUAAUAUAAUGAAAUAAAGAAAAAUAAUUUUAAUAAUAUUUAAAAUGUACAAACCGAUUUUAAAAACAAUAUCUUAUAUCAAUACAUUUUAGAUAAUAAAUAAUAACCAAAUAAUUUAUAUUUUUUAACAUAUCUAUGUCUAAUAAUAACCCAUUCAAAAUAAUCUACCAAAAUUUAAUUAUUUCUAUGUAAAAUGACCAAUGUGUAUAAUUUUUUUUUUUCUAUCUAUUCCUUCAUUUAAUUUUUUAUAUUCAGUCA